GAGAGUCUUAUGUGGAGGUGAUGUAUAGCCCACUGAGCAGAAGAUGCCUGUGCAGUCCCUGCCUAGUGACAUCCUGCUGCAGCUAGGAUUGUGUUGGUGGCAUUGCCACAGGUUUGAAGACCUGUUGGAAAGAUACCCAUUCCCGAGGUCUUGUGUUUGACAGGGAAAAAAAAGUUUGACAAAACACCACUGUGGUUGAUGCUGGACCAGCCUGAUGAUGUAGUGAGCUUGAUACUGCUUUUUCGAUUUUAUUUUUUAUUAUGUUAACUGUUCUUGGAGAUUGUGCGUGAGUGGGUGGGGUGAGGUUUAGCUGGCAACCUCAGAGUAGAAUAAAUGGUAUUCAAUUCACGACUCUGGUGACGGAUAGUUGUGAUGUUUUUCACAUUCAAAUACGCACCUUACAGCAGAGCUUGAGCAGAGGAAGACAGUGCAUGGCUGGACUAUGGAGAAAGUCGUGCAAUCCCUGAGACCCGAACCCCACUGAAAUCGUAAAGCCGACUGCGUGAGAAAUCGGAUUAUACUUAAAGGAGAGAUGCUUCUUUUCCCUGGAGACUCAGGCACACAAGAAAGUUAACAACCUUAUUUAAGGUCAGAUUGUGAAAGUUUAAACGGAUGAGAAUCAAUCCCAAAUCUCCAGGAUUGCAUCAACUGUGGAUAAUCAGACAUUAUUUUAAGCUUUGUAGAGCUGUUUGUUUCCCCAAUGACGACUGCUGUUUCUUGUCGCUAUCGCAAUGAAUAAUGUGUCCGCUAUGGAUUAUGAGCUGUCACCAACCAUUCGCGAUGUCGAAGAUCUUCCACCUAGUAGUCUUGGAAUGGAUGCAGAGCAAAAGACUGUAUUUGCCUUCGUGAUUUUCCUUCUGGUGUUUCUUGUGAUACUUGUGGUUCGAUGCUUCCGUAUAUUGCUGGAUCCAUAUAGUCGGAUGCCAGCCUCAUCGUGGACUGACCACAAAGAAGGAUUAGAGAGGGGACAGUUUGAUUAUGCUUUAGUUUAGAAAAGUGAUAAAUGGCUACUGCAGAUUCGGGUGGGUGAGGCGGGAUCCUAGCGUUUUUGUUUUUUUUUUGCAUUAUUAUGCUUUUAAUUGUAACAGUAAUCAAAGGUAUAUCUAAUAUUCACUUCCAUCUCUGGAACUGCCUAAACAAUAUUUAGCUGCAGUACAAAAAAUAGCAAGCAGAAAAAGUGAUUUUUUUUUAGCACCUUGCAACUUCCUUCCUCUGCUAAUGAUGUUUACUGUUGGACUUCUAUUCCCAGUGCAAGAAGCUAUUAGCUAUAUUUGUCUGUCAGUUUCAGAUUUUGAAUCUUGGAAGCUAGCAAAAUCCUGAAGUACAUCUGUUUUAACUGUGUCGUACAAUCUCUGAAUACAACAAGAUUAUUCACAUUUAGCUUAAUUGUGUCCUACAUUCCUAAGGGUGAUAUUGUUAGAUAUUUGUAAAAAGCUGUCCAUUCAGCUAGGGUGGCACAAAUGGCAAAUAGAAUACAUUUGCUUAGAGUAAAUAACAUUUUUCUAUUUUUUUAUGUUUGAUGUGUUUUCAUUAAGUGUCUUAAAGUGAAAAGUACAUUAGUGGCAGUUAUUCAGGGAUAUGUAGAGCAGGGAGCAUAGCCUGACAGAGGGCUACAAGUUGAAAAGACUUGGACCAAAUCUAUUUAAAGUACAUAUUAAAGAAGACCUUGAGUAAUUUUAAGGUAUCAUAUAUAUUUGUUCCCAAACCGCUUGACUGGGAGCAUCAUUUCAGCGACUAUACCUUUGGUUUCCACCAUGAGCCUUACCAAACAAAGCUGGAAUGUUAAGAAAAAAGUAAAUGGAGGAAUUACUUUCCUGUAUACCUGAGAAAUUCUAAGCAUUGCUACCCGUUCAGUAGUAGUUGUGACACCAGGAGCCUUAACCAUGAUGCUCAACAUGAGGGGACAGUGGUGGGCUUCCUCACACUUAAAAUGGUUCCUUGUGUGUAUGCACCUUAUUUCUGUAAAUAUGCUAGGUGUGGUACAUAGAUUGGAGUCUGUUGGCCCAUCUCUAUCCCCUAACCUUCUCUGUAGGCUUAGAUUUCAAAUAUACCAGAUAAUCUUCCUUAAACUUAAUACAAUCCUUGUGCUAAGCUGUAGGAAUUGCAACUCAUAUCCGAAGCGAGUGACAUUUAACAUUUGCAGUGCACUAUAUGGAACAAAUGUAUCUGUGUUUCAAUGUAGUAGUAGUACUAAUGAAGAACAAACACAAUAUACAAGACAUGUCUGUAUCUACAAAUUAAAAGGUCUUGUAGUCAGCUAGGUGCCUUGUGUUUUCCUCUGUACUUACUGUAUUUUUACGUUUUCUGCAUAACACAGUGUUCAGAUUUAAUGUUUUAUCGUAAAUGACUGUAUAAAUAUAGCCAGUUUACAUAGGCGUUGUGUGUUGUGUUUGAAAACUGGGUUUCCUUAAUGUUUGCUGUAUUUUUCUUUUUAAAGGACUAAUUGUUCUGUUUUAUUAAAGCUUACUGUUUCUA
Protopterus annectens (West African lungfish) is the source of this 2475-nucleotide messenger RNA. It is a transcript of the gene CTXN1, whose product is annotated as cortexin 1. The record is from RefSeq and is a predicted model, not a curated record. The coding region runs from base 732 to 992 and encodes 86 amino acids. The transcript has 3 exons. Lineage: Eukaryota; Metazoa; Chordata; Ceratodontiformes; Protopteridae.